Molecule: messenger RNA, 7777 nt
Organism: Lytechinus pictus (painted urchin)
Lineage: Eukaryota; Metazoa; Echinodermata; Echinoidea; Temnopleuroida; Toxopneustidae
Product: eukaryotic translation initiation factor 2-alpha kinase 3-like
Exons: 16
Coding region: 162-3512 (1116 amino acids)
Biological process (GO): protein phosphorylation
Cellular component (GO): nucleus; cytoplasm
Molecular function (GO): ATP binding; eukaryotic translation initiation factor 2alpha kinase activity; protein binding
Source: RefSeq, a predicted model, not a curated record
AAUAGUCACGUGAUCAACAAAAACGUAAAUACACGUCAGGCUAAUCAACGCGGAAAGUUCCACAUCAUUCAACUUUUCAGAUUGAUAGGUAUUGUAGGAGUGGUGAUUCAUUGUUCUCGACUCUCAUUUUGACCAUUCCCGAUUGAAGCAGCAAAUGUUUGAUGGAUGCAGCUAACAAUAGAGCAAAUCUAACGAGGAUUUGCUCACUUUUGGCUUGCAUCAUUAUCUUCACGAACAUUUCGCAAGCCGAAUCGGCCGAGGGGAACCCCGGGACUUCAGGCGAGAAUAAUAACAGUGAGCGUUUGAGCGGCAGUUCCAGGCUUCAGAAUGCUGUUCAUCGUCCGUCACCAGAGAGUUGUUCAGCCUCACACUCACAGGGUGUUAAUAGGCCUCUGAUGAUCCUGAGCACGGUGGAUGGGAAGGUACUUGCCUUGGACAUCCAGAAUGCUGGCCAACAGCAGUGGAGUAUGGAUGCUGGCAUUGGACCUCUACUCUCAUCAUCCAUCAGUCAAUUUGAGAUCAUGGGCCCUGAAGGAGUAUACAAGGUGAUACCAUCGUUGAACGGGGGUCUGUUCAAAUGGGAUGGGGAGACUCUUGAAGCAGUUCCGUUCACAGCAGAAUCCCUUCUCAGUACCUCAUUCAGGCUCAACGAAGAGACGAUGAUGGUCGGUGGCAAGGAGAUCCAUACGUUUGGCAUCAAUGCUAGAACUGGAGAGGUGCACUAUAUUUGUGGUACUGGUGGAUGUCAACUGUAUGGAGACGAAGCUGCUGAUGACCAAGACAUCAUUGUCAUUCAGCAGACCAGGCAAACAGUGAGGGCAGUAGACCAAAGAAAUGGCUUAGAAAAAUGGAAUUUCAGUGUCGGUCAGCAUGAUGUUACCUUCCUGAAAGGAAAGCACCCUACCAAUGAUGAUCUAGAGGAUGAUGAUGAUGAAGUGGUAUGCGAGGUGGAGAAUGAUGUCGCCGACGUUGACAUCCCAUCGGUGAAGGUUGACAUGGCAACCAAAACGGUCUUUGCUCUCGGUGGGCCGAGUGGGAGACAGCUCCUUUGGUCUCACGAGUUGGAGAGUUGCAUCGCCAGUGCUUGGACAAUCCAGGAUGGAGUGGUAAGUGAGGUUGACCUCUUUCAGCCUGUGACCCUUGGCCUUGCUGGGGGCGCUGACCCCCAGAUGACCCCUUUCUUCUCGGAUUAUUCACAGCCCAUGCUGUUUGUAGGCAACCACAUGAAUCAGCUUUACGUCCAGCCGUCGUCCAACACCAACUCUGAAAUAUCCCAGGCUGCUUGGGCGGCCCACAGAGUGCAGGCCAACCCUCAGGAUGGGAGUCUUGUAGCUCCGAGGGUACGCUGGAGACCUUACGCAUACACCUCCGUCUCCAGGACGCCCCUGAUGGUGGCAGCUAAGAAUGAGGAGAACCUGCAAGCCAGCAAUAAGGGGAAAGGAGAGUCUAAUAAAGAUGUCACUGUCUGGAACCAGUACCCUUUCGACAAUGGCUACUACCUAUUGCAUCAGCUGACCCCGGUACACAUGCCUCAGAAUAGACAGUUGGAGGGGAAUGAAAGCCAAGAUGGCGGUUUGGAGAUACUCUUCAGCGUAUCCGUGUGGACAUGGUGGAGAGAAAUCUUUGGAACCAGUAUGUUGCUUGCUAUUGGGAUGCAACUGUUCUUCCACUAUGUCUUGAAACCAAGAAGAAAACGGAGAGCAGCGGAGAAAGAAGUCCAGGAUGAAGGAGACGGGACGGACAUAGAAGAGGAGAAACCAACAAGUCCUGAAAUCAAAAUCACAAAUGAGCCAUCAGCUCAUGAGUUCAAGUCAAGGUACCUAACAGACUUUGAGCACACUGAGUGCCUUGGUAAAGGAGGCUUUGGAAUCGUCUUCAGAGCAAAGAACAAGGUGGAUGAAAACAGUUAUGCUGUCAAGAGAAUCACCCUCCCAAAUAGAGAGGAAGCAAGAGACAAAGUCCUGAGAGAGGCCCGAACCCUGGCUAUUCUGGACCACUCGGGCAUUGUGAGGUAUUUCAACUCCUGGCUUGAAGGACCGCCUCUAGGCUGGCAGGACAUUCAAGAUAAGGACUUCGUUGGUGAAAGUCUUGCUGGUAAUGAGGGGCUCACUUCUAUGGACACUCCUGCACUCUUCAACAAAAACAGUGAGCUGAUCCGAAACCAUGACCAAUUGAUGCAGCAGACCGGAGGCAAAUCAAGCAUGGAUGCCAGUUUUAGUCUACUGGGAAAGACAAGGGAAAGUCCUGUCCUUAGGUUUGACCUGUCCGGUGAAAGUAGCGUCAGCAGUGAGGGCAGGGUCAACCAAAAAGGUGACAACAAGAUGACAGGAGUGGAGUCGGAAAUCCUCUUUCCCGGAGCUGUUGAGAAUUUAACGGGAGUUUUCGAUGUUGGAAGUGAGUUCGACGAGAGCGGGUCUUUUAGUAUUGUGUUUCAAGGCAUGGAAGGGGAUAAUAGCCAAAGCAUGAGUGUUGGUUCAGACUCCGGAGAAGAGACUCCACAGAAUCUAGGAAACUUGGAUGGAAGCACUUCAAACAGAAGUACAGACACAUCCCUCAAUAAUACAAUGGACGUACCCUUCAAGCAGUAUGCCAGUGAGGCGAAUGGUGUGAAAGACCUUGAUAGAAGCGAAUCAUUCCAGAUAUUCUUUGAGGAUUCAGGAUGCACAGAUCAGCCUCAGUAUUCAGACUCGGAGUCCACUCAAUCGGAAACCUCCAAGUCCUCCAGGAACAGUUCCGCAUCAAGCAAUGCUCCAUGCGCCAAAGGAGGGCAUUGGAAAGAAGUAUCCGCUCACCAUGCGGGGACACUGAGCCACACCCCCACGACAUCGUCAGCGGCGGUGAAAGUCCCGAAGAUAUACCUGUAUAUACAGAUGCAGCUGUGCCGCAAGGAAACCCUCAAGGAUUGGCUGAGUACUAACACGCUGUCCAGGGAUAGGAAUAAAGUACUUCAUAUCUUCCAUCAGAUCCUGGAAGCAGUCAACUACAUCCAUGGCUGUGGGAUGAUCCAUAGAGAUCUCAAGCCCUCAAAUAUAUUCUUCUCAGUGGAUGGUAAGGUGAAGGUAGGAGACUUUGGUUUGGUGACGGCCAUCGAUACAGGCAUGGAAGGGGAUGAAGAUGCUGUCGACGGCGCACCGGGACACAUCCAUACCGGCAAAGUUGGAACACAGCUAUACAUGUGCCCAGAACAGGUUUCUGGUCAGAAUUAUGAUCACAAGGUUGAUAUUUUCUCUCUCGGACUCAUCUUCUUUGAGCUGUUUCAUCCCUUCUCUACACAAAUGGAACGCAUCAUGGUCAUGUGCCAAGCCAAGAGACAGGACUUCCCCAGAAGAUUUACUAAAGAACUGCCUUUAGAGGCAAAGUUUGCAAUGUGGCUGCUCUCCCACGACCCCGACCGUCGACCCGAUAGUGAUGAAAUCAGCGACAGUGAAAUAUGUAGACAAUUAUACGAGGACUAUGUUCCACCUUCGAACCACAAUGUAAGAAACAGAGGAAUUUCUAAUUCGUCGAGAUAAUGGUGGUCACAAGGUAGUCUACUAAAUCAGACUUUAUCAAGCAAUAUCGGUGUUACUCCGGAGAACCAGCUAUUGGGCUUUUUUAUUAAAAUCAAUGUGGACAUAGAAUCUGUGAGGGGUGCACGAAAUGGAGAAAAUCCCAUGGUUAACGGUGGGCUCAAUAUUUUCUGGGCGAGUCCAUAAACUGAUCUACGUCCAUGAAGAUCUAGGAUGCAUGCUUGUUCCUUAGAAGUACAUGUAACAGCCAAUCAUCAGCAUGCUCUGAGCAGGUAUGAUGUCAUAUGUCCGACCACAAUGGAAAACAAAAUGGAGUUGUUAAAGCACUAGCCUCUCCAUCACCUGUGUUGCCAAAUGCUCAAUACAUCGCUGAGCGAAAACAUGCUUUUAGCCUGUAUCCUGUUGCUCACUGGAACCAAGUGGUUCCUAUGCAAAGACUUUGAGGAUUACAGAAUUCAGUAUCUGAUGGGUUGAAGAGAAGUACAUUUGCAUGUAGGAAAGAGCCUUCAGAAGUGUCUGUCUACUUUAUGAGUGGAUUGUUGUUUAUAAGUAAUGGAGCUGGCAAGAUGUAUCUUUGAACGCUUAUUGAUGUAUUUCAUCAGAGAAAAUGAACUGAUGUAAAUUUGCCAUUUACAGAAGUUAUGUCCAUGCAAAUUAGGUGGUCACAAUUUUUAUUCUGUGUUGCUUCUGCAUCUUGAGGUAUUAUCUCAAGAACUUUGAUAUGAUUGGUUUCUAUUUCAGGCCUUAAACUUUACUAUUUUUAGAGCUAGGGUGCAUUCCUCUGUAUCACAGUGCAAAUGGAACAAAACUAUAAAAAUGGCAGAACAAAUCUCAAUGGCGUAGCAAUGAGAGGGGCAUUGGAGCCUAAGGCCCGUAUUCUGAUUUCAGGUUUAACUUAAACACAGGUUUAAAGUUGUGGUUUAAGUAUGGAUAGCCAAUUGUUACAUAAAUCACUAACGGUAGAGAUAUCAUAUUUCAGCUCAUUUGGCUCUAAAAUCAUUCAUAAUUGUCUAGGAAGUAUAAAUAGAUGGUUGUCUUCACCAUCGAUGAAUCAGGAAAGAGCACAGUAAACACAAGAAACAUACAACUUAAUAAAAAUUUUGACACUUGGCUUCUCAUAUUAGCACAGAGUUAGACCACGGUCUAAGUUAAACCUGACUUCAGAAUACGGGCCAAUGAAAAGGGUAUCCAUGGCCUUUGAUGGGGGCUUUGAUUAAUUCACACCCUGCGAUUUUGUGUACAAGUGUUAUGGAGAAAAAAGAUGGCUUGUUGGAUGUUCCAAGCACAUUGCUGUGGAUCAGCUAGCAGACGGAUAAUUGGGCUCUGCAACUUUGUGAUUGUUCAUAAGUCUAAUUUUGUAAUUGAUUGCAUUUAUCAUCGUGUGUAGUUAAUUUAGAAAAUCAAUUUUAUGUUCAAUUACAAAGCCAUGCAUAGUUUCUAGCGAUCAACACCUGGUGAUGAAUAGUGUAGUAGGUUUCACGGUAUACCAUGUAUCUUUCUUGGGCAAAUUUUGGUCCUGACAAUGGUGAUGAAGUUAUAGGGCGAUAACGAGAAAUGCCUUGAAUAAAUUCUGCAAUAAUAUCUUAAUGUCAUAUUGAGGACCAAUAUGGAUGGUCUCGUCAGAAUGGAUCAGUAGAGGAUCCAGGUAGGGGCUUAUCCGGCCCAUGCCCCCCCCCCCUUUUUUUUUGAGGCAGUUUUUUUUUUAUAGGGGAAUAUGUGAUGCAUACGCACGCAAGUGAAGACCAUUUCAUCUUUUUUGCUUGUCAAAUUUUUCCUGGAAUAAAAUGACCAUUUUGUAGUGAAAACCUUUUUUCUUUUUGGCUUGUCAAAUUUUUCCUGGACGAAAAUCUCCCCCCCCCCCCCUUUGGAAAAUCCUGGAUCCGCCCCUGUGAUGGAUUGAACUCUUUUAACAAGGGCUUUGCUUUAUUUUCUUAGAAAGGUUUGAGAGAUAUGAUAGGGGCUUUGGCCAAAGGCAGUGAAAGUUUGACCAAAUUCUAUGUCGCAAUUUUGUAUUUUUAUAGUUGAUAAAAAUUAUUGAUUGAUAAUAUAUUUCACUGGUAGGAAAUUGACAGGUAGUGCCAGUGUAGCCAAUGCCUUGAUCUGGAUAUCAUCAUACACCGUAUGCUAGGUGUAUUGAUAAAUUCAUUAAUGAAUGAUGAAACUAUUAUUAAUAAAUAAUUUUUUAUCGUAAUAAAAUAUAUCAGAUCGAAAAUGUAUUCUAUUUAAUAUAAUGAUCACAAUCAUUGUUACUGGUCCUAAUGAAAUCAGUACCGGUAAAUGUAUUUCUUCUUUAAUAUCAUGAAUGAGUGUACCGGAAUGGCACUGGUACAUACAUGAACUUGCAUUGCAUCAAUGCACCAUUUCUGCAUUCCUGAGUGUCGUAAAUGGACCAUAGGAGUCUUUCACGAAGCAUCGUGUUGAUUUUCACUGACAAAUCUGCUCUGAGCCGAUCGGAUACAAGGAUUUUCAAUAGCUUACAUGAACAAUUUCAUGAAAUGCACCCUAUAUCUAUUUGUUUGAAACUGUAACAAACAGUGUUUUAACUUGUAUGUGCAAUUAUUUUGUAGUUUUGUAUAAAAUGUUAUUGUUGAUGAUUGUUUGCCAUUAUGCCUAUUCAGAUUCUUUUCACUUUUUUUUUAAUGACACUUGGUUAGGUUUACACUUAUUGAUUAUAUUCAACUGUUAAUAUAUUUGCUUUACAGGUAUUCAUGUUGUUUUGUUUUUUUCUUCAUAACAUUUGGGGCAAAGUUACAAUUAAACAUUUCACUGUUUUAGUCCCUUUCAAUCUCCUAUACCAAUUUCGGUUUGAGCAUGCCAUGCAAAUAUGAAAUAUUUUCAUUGGAUCAUGAGGUAAAAGGUCAAGGUCACAGGAUUAUUGCUCAAACCCUCAUAGGCAGAGAAAUAUGUAGUAAUAAUAAUCAUCUCAUAACUUUAGUGUGAAGGCGAGUGUGCUCACAUAUUCUUUGAGCAGGAGCAUAUUAAAGACCGAUUUUGUGCUGUUUGAACUAGUCUGAAAUAAAGAUUACACCAUUUUGCUAUUCUUUGUGCAAAUUUCUAGUCAUAAUAAUUCAUAGAUUUCUAAUCUUUGUUGUACAGUGUACAACCAAGACACAUAAUAUAAAAAGACAUAUGCUGUGACAUUUUCUUUUCUUGUACUUUUCAGUUGUAUAUCUUCUUGCUACUAAAACAUUCCAUGGGAUUAAAAAGAUUGUUGUCCCAUUCAUAGGCAUGAUUUGUAAAACCGUACUGCAAAUUUGGAUAGAUAAGAAAAUUUUAAUCUUACUCAUAGAUAAUGACCAUUUAUACAUUUGUAGAGUAUAUAUGUAUCUGUUAUGACGUCUUCCAUUCACUCGUAGCUUGAUUACCACAUAAUGUCUUCAGAAAUGAAUUGAUUUUAAAAAUGAAUUAUAAAAUAAAGUAUAUUUUACUGUUGCAAAUGUUAUUUGGAGCACUCGUCUGUUUGUUUUAAACUUUGUUUUUGAAAUAUGUGCUGUCAAAAAUGAAUGUCUAUUUUCUUGUGAAAUAUAUUUGUUUUAACGCUGCAAACACAAUGGUAUCUCUAGUGUAUUUUUGAAGUACUUGUUUUAAGGGCAAGUCGACCUCAAUUAAAAGUUGGUAUGAAUAACUAGAGAAAAAUAAAAGAAGCGCAAUACUGAAAACUUAAAAUUUUACUUUUAAUGAGAAAGUUAUGACCUUUUUAAAUUUUGCAUAUUUUCUCACAUACAAAAUAGGAGUUAUGCAGAUGAGACAGUUGAUGAUAUCACACACUCCUACAUGUAUUUGUUUUGUAUUUUAUCAUAUGAAAUAUUUCUUGCAGAUUUGACAAUAAAGGAGCACCUUAAUUCACAAUAUAUUGCAACAAUGGAAAUCUGACAUACUGUAUUCAGGAGAGACCAAACAUUGUUUUGCAUUUCAUAUUAUGGCAGAAGAACAGAUAUUUUAUAUAAGAUAAAAAAGAAAAAGUGAGUGGAUGACAUCGUCAUUUCCUUCAUCUGCAUACUGACCAGGAUGGGAACAGAACUGUUUUGUGAAAUUAGGCAAAAAUAUAAAAUGUCCUAACUUUAUUAUCUAACAUUUGAUUUUGGUAAUUAUCAGCUCUAUACUAGUUUGAUUUUUUUUCUUAUCAUUCAAAUAUAAAUAAAACAUUUCAUUGGGGUGGACUUGCCUAAAAUGUAUUUGUUAUGCAGUAUUUUAUCAGAGAACAUUUCAUAAAAUGUAAUGCUUAUCUAGUUCAACAAUCGUAAUAUAAAUGAAUCUGUGACAAAAUA